Messenger RNA from Metopolophium dirhodum (rose-grain aphid), 8989 nucleotides. It is a transcript of the gene rols, whose product is annotated as protein TANC2. Gene Ontology annotation, molecular function: protein binding. The record is from RefSeq and is a predicted model, not a curated record. NCBI's taxonomy places the organism in Eukaryota, Metazoa, Arthropoda, Insecta, Hemiptera, Aphididae. Bases 1857 to 6143 code for a protein of 1428 amino acids. The transcript is spliced from 21 exons.
UUAUAAAAGUAAAUAAAUAAAGGUAAACGAUAACAUUUUCAAUCAUAAUUUAAAAAUCGCUAUAGGUACAUAUAACUGUGUUAUAAUAUGCCGUAUUAUGUGCUAUAAGAAUAAUAUUUAUCGUAAGAAUAUAUGUAUACCUAUGUGUAUACCUAUGAUUGUAUGUUAUGUAUAAUGUUGUGAAUAUUGAUUUCGGCUGAAAGAAAAAUACGUUUCCAUCAGAUAAUGAAAUAUUGACAUUUGACAGGACUAAAAUUGUAUUGCUUAAUAUAUUAUAUUGCAUUAAAAUCGUAUAUCAUUCUUAUAACAUUCAGUUUGUAUACAUUCAGUAUAAGAUAUCUGAUUGUAACAGUUUUAACACGGCUCAAAUUUUGCUGGUGAGUCGACAGUUCAUAUAUUUUUUUUAUACGUUCGAUAACUCGAUUUGUGAGUGUUGAUUACGCGCGCCGAAAUAUAUAUAAAACAUAAAAGGCUCUCGUUAAGGGUGUUUGGAAAAAAUAAAGAAAAAAUAAAACCGUACGCGUUUUACGCUGUAAGUUCGCCGUUGCCGUGUACUAUAUAUAACUUGCACACACACUCGCAUACAUUCUAUAAAUAUACCUAUAUAUGUGCCAAUCAAAUAAAUCGUUAAGUCGUCGGGUUCGUCAGUUUCCAACGAUGGCGGUUUGGCCGAUAUACGGACGAGCGAAGUCGCCGGGUCGUUUGACACAAUUAUUUAGGUUAAGACCGGCGUUUCGUCUCUAUAUAAAUAUUAUAAUACGAGCUCUCUCUCUCGCUCUCUUUUAAGCGUAUAUAAUAAUAAUAAAUUAUUAUAUGUGCGAUCUAUUCAUUAAUAAUAAUACAAAUUAUAUACGAAGAUGAAAUAGUAUACACGAUCGAUUGAACGUCCGACGCCGUUAAUUGGGGCCACUCGAUUUGGGUCUUCGCACGUCGUGUUUACAUCUCGAUAUAAUAAACAACUUCGAUUGUACUAUUUCGUGCUCCGAACAAGUAGGCAUAUUAUUUUAUUCCCUCGUCCAUCGGAGGCUUAUUACAAAUAUACCUUCACGAUUAUAUACGGCGUGUGUGUGCAGCGUGAAAUGGGUUAUGAUCCUUAUAAUAUAUACGUAUAUAGUAUAUAAUAUAGAUAUACGCCUUAUAAUAUUAUAUAGGUACAGACACGCCCAUCUCCGACUCGGCUAAACGAUAUAAUAAUAUUAUUAUUAUAAUAUUAUGUAAUAUGCAUAAAACGCGCGCGCAUAAACGUAGAAAAUAUCAAUGAAAUGAUAAAUUAUUAACUCUCGAUUUAUUAUGGGCCGCGGAUACGAGUGGUUCUCGUUAAAAAAAAAAAAAAAUUAAAAUAUAAUAUGUACACGCAGUUACUCGCCGGUUACUAUAUUAUAAUAUUAUAUACCUAGGUACAUAAUAUAUUAUACGAUAAAAUGUGUUUGUAUAUUAUUAUGUGCGGUGGAAGAUAAAAAAAAAAACGUAUUUAUUAAUGGUAACGUAAACGUCGUAUUGUACGCUCACUGCAGUGGGUCGAAUGCGCGUGCGUGCGUAGUCAUCGUAUGUGUCGUGUAUGAGAGUAUACGUUGCGCGCGUGUGGGAAGUCGUCCUGGCCCACUGGUUCUCUCAAUGAACUUUAUUGACGGCGGCUCGGCCAUUCGUGUCGGGUACGCGUCAAUGAACGUACCGCAGUCACAGUCGUCGUCGUCGUCGUCGUCUUCGCAGUCGGUGGUUUUUUCGUUUCGCGGACGCGUAUAGUGCGUAUAAUAUUUUUGUACAAAACGCUUUUCGACGACGACUUUAACACUAUAUAAACAGUAAAAACAGUGCGCGUACAAUAAAAGUUAUUAUCGCUGUUCGCCGCGUUCGACAUGAUAACCAAGAACGGAGUAGGAGGAGGAGCACGUCGCCCGCUGAAGAGCGGCGGCAGCAGAGGAGGCCAUCCGAGACCCGUCAGCAGCGGUCUAAGUUUCAGCGUGCUAGAUUUGGCCGCUAUACGGAAGCUGUUGGAAGAAGGCGAUGGCGACGAAACGUGCCCCAGCUGCGGCAUGCCUUUCGACAAGGGCAAGAAGAGAAAGCUCAUCGACUCUUGCGGACACGAACGAUGUUACGCGUGCAUGUUCCGUAACGAGGGCUGUCCGCUGUGCGCCACCGCGGCGACCGCCGAAGAAGGUUCGACAAAAGCUUCCAAGAAAUCAUUGACCGAUGAGCCGAUAUACGUGCAAAACACACGAAUCAACAGACCAAGGGUCAAGACUAACGGACACUUUUCGCCCUACGUCCAAUCGAGACAAGGUUCACAGGAACUCAGUCAUUCACCUAGUAGGCUUCCCAGACCCAACAGGAACUUAGACGAAGUCAUGACUCAGAGCUGUCCAACUCCCCCGCAGAGCAGAAGAAAAUUUUUUCUCAGCCCGAAAACCAUACGAAACCAAUGGUCCAUGCGCAGUGGAUCCAGGUCGCCCUCGGACAACGCACUCUCCGUAAUGUCAGCGUCGACAUCAACAGUAACUUCUACGGAUCAGCGGCGAUGGUCUUCAGUGGUGUUGGGCAAGAUUAGAUCUCUGUGGUCGUUGAGAGACGAUGAAGGUGGAAACGUGAAACCGCGAGGAUCGUUGAACCAGAGGAGUUGCAACUCGGACACUCUGUAUACAAGACUGGGAUUGCUGUUGUCGAGAGACAGCAAUUCCAGAUCAUUUACGGAGGACGUGUCAUUGUCGAACAUCAACUCUAAGCCGGUGUCGAGCAAUGGGAGCCCCGUGUCCACGCUCACGGGGUCCUCAGAGACCGAACACAAAGCGAUCAAAGAACAAUCAUCCGACAGCAUCGGAUCCCUGAUGUCCAUGUCCGGACAGAGCAACGGUUCGUGUAGCCCUCUGACCAGAAGACAUUCUGUCACAACAUUACAAGCGGGCUCUGUAGACGAUUUACGUUCGUUUAGAACGAGGCGGCAGCCGACCAGGAGGUCCGCUAGAUCCGGUACGAUUAAGGGACCCAUCGAUCCCAAAGUGCGAUUCGCCCAGUACAGAACAUCCCCGCAACAACAACAACAGCUCCAGCUUCAGCAGCAGCAACAACAACAACUCCUCGUGCUGAAACCGCUGUUCUUCGAAGUGCCCCAACAAGAGUCAGACCCCUUGUUCCUUGGCCGUGAGUGGCUGGUCCAGGACAUUAGCAGAGGAAUGCUGCACGCCCAGUCCGGUGUCGCGGUGACCGGGCUGCCGGGCACGGGCAAGACGGCGUUCGUCCUGCAACUUGUCGAGCACAGCUGUUUCGGCCGCCUGAAAUCGAAUGUAUCCGAUGUGAGUGCGUCUCAGUCCUCGAUCGUUUCUGAGGACGUCAAGUCCCUAGCCUCGCGCGUGGUCGCUUACCACUUCUGUCAAGCCGACAACAACAGCACGUGCCUCAUACCCGAAUUUGUACACUCGCUGGCGGCCCAGCUGUGCCAAGCACCCCAGCUGAACAUGUACCGACAACACGUGCUGACAGAACUCAACCUUCAGGAUUCGCUGUCGAUGCGUGAGUGCAUCGUAGAUCCCGAUGCCGCAUUCACGAGAGGUGUCCUGGAACCGUUGAGCGCACUCAGUCGAUUGGCCAACACGAUCGGCACUGGUGGUCUAGUGAUCGUCAUCGAUGGAUUGUGCGAAGCCGAAUACCACCGGCCCGAUCACGGAGACACGAUCGCUUCGUUUUUAGUGAAGCACAUGCCGAAGUUUCCGGCUUGGCUCAAAGUCAUCGCCACAUUGAGAACCAACCUGGAAGACGCGUUACCACCGUUGCCGCUGACAAAAAUUUGUGUGGACGUAAUCUCUGCAAAUAAAGAAAAUGUGAUAAAAGACAUGAUGGACUACAUCAGUUUCCGAGUUACCAACAGCGCCAGUAUUCAGAACAAUUUGAUAGCCGGCACAACGGGACAGUUAAAGUUCUGCCAACAUUUGCAAGCCGCCAGUGACGGGUCGUUUCUGUUCGCCAAACUCACCUUAGACCUGAUCGAGAGGGGUCAUCUGGUGGCCAAGUCCCAAAGCUUCAAGGUGUUGCCGGUCACGUUGGCUCAGAUAUAUCAGCUCCAUUUCAACCUGAGGUUCCCGACGACUAGCUCGUUCGAAAAGGUCGCCGACAUUUUGAGCGUAUGUCUCGCUGCGCUCUACCCGUUGACGAUUUUGGAAAUUUACUAUUCGGUUAACUCUCUGAACGUCGACGAAUUCGUUUCGUGGGAAGCGUUCUUGCAGAGGUUCAAGUUGAUCUCGGGACUGCUCAUAAAACGACUAGACAACACUUAUAUGUUCUUCCACCCGUCGUUUAGAGAAUGGCUUAUGAGACGCGAAGACAGCGAGUCGAAGAAGUUCGUGUGCGAUUUAAGAAACGGACAUUCGGGAAUCGCCUUACGGUUUUCGAGACUCCAGGCGCCGCUGGACAGCGAAAAGACUCUGGAACUGGGCCAUCACAUCUUAAAAGCCCAUCUGUACAAGAACGUGACACUGCGACCUUUGGACGGCGCGUCGUCCAGGGACCUGCAGGCCAACUGGUUGGCGUCCGUGUCGAGUAGCGUGUCGUCCGCCCUGUGCUCCAUGCGCAACACUUACGCGCCGAACGUCAAAGUGUCGAGGCUGCUGUUGCUCGCGGGCGCGUCGCCGGACGUCCGGACGGACAUGCUGGGACGGGCGCCGGCCAUUUGCGUUUACGCUCACGAGGGCGUCUACGACAUGGUGGCGGUGCUGUUGGAGUUCGGUGCCUCCGUGAACGUGUCCAACAGCCAAGGCCGGACGCCGCUGUGGAUGGCCGCAAGCCGAGGUCACAUCGAUGUAGUCAAACUGCUGAUCGAGGCGGGCGCAUCGCCCGGGCUCACAGAUUCGGCUGGCAGGUGCCCGCUAGUAGAAGCCGCAAAAAAUGGCCGUUUCAACGUAGUGGCAUUCCUGUCGGGCUGUGAGUGGACCGUGACCGACCCGAGAGCGGAAGUCGACCACGCGGACGCCUCGCAGCAGGCCCUGGUCCAAGCAUCUGGAUGCGGGGUGGACGACGUCGUCGAAUACCUGCUGGACGUGGCCGAGGUCACCGUGGACGGGCAGGACAGCCUGUCAGGAGAGACGGCACUGACUCUAGCAUCGUCCAACGGUCACAAGUCUACCGUGGUUCUGUUGAUUGACCGUGGCGCCCAGGUGUCGUCCGCUAACGUGAAGUCUAUGAACGCCCUGGCACUGGCUGCUCGCGACGGCCAAUGGGAAGUAGUCGAGACGCUAUUGCACAGUGGCACCCACGUCGAUAUCGUCGACUCUGAACAAAGGACAUCAUUAAUGAUGGCCGCGUCCGAAGACCAUUCUGGUAUCGUUGAACUUCUCCUCGACAGUGGUGCUGAUUUGAGUGCUGAAGAUCGCCAGGGACAGACUUCAUUGAGUUGGGCUUGUCUGAAAGGACGGGUAGCUAUUGCCCAAUAUCUACUAGAUCGUGGAGCACCCAUCGAUCAUGCAGAUAAGUCAGGAAAGACUGCUCUUGAUUUGGCAACUUUAAAUGGAAAUCCGGCCUUAGUACAGCUUUUAUUAGAAAGAGGUGCAUUGAUUGAACAUGUCGACCUUUAUGGAAUGCGUCCUUUAGACAGAGCAAUCAGUUGUAGAAAUGUACCAGUAGUGCAAAACUUUUUGAGACGAGGUGCUAAGCUUGGCCCGACAACGUGGAAUAUGGCAUCAGGAAAACCAGAUAUAAUGUUGGUUUUGCUCAACAAGCUUUUGGAAGAUGGAAACACAUUGUACAGAAAAGGAAGAUUAAAGGAGGCUGCCUAUAGAUACACGUACGCUCUGAACAAAUUUCCACCAGAAAAUGAACUAGACUCGACGUUUAAACAACUUCAGAUUAACUUCUAUCUGAACACUUCACGUUGCAAAAGGAAGUUGAACGAAGUCCACGAGUCUGUUGAGUUUGCAGAAAAAGUAUUGAAGCUGAAAUCAACAUCGUUUGAAGCGUAUUAUGCCAGGGCCAAAGCUCUGAAAGACCUGAGGAGAUAUGAUGAUGCGUUAACAGACAUCCAAGAAGCUGUGAGACUGGUACCGUCUGGAAAUUCAGACAUUAGACAUGUUCUGUUCAGACUCAAGGAUGACAUACAAAGCAAAUUGACUUUGGACCAUACUGCGCUCAAUCAAGAGAUCGCCGGACCUUCCUACCUCUGAAUUGAUGACAAUGUUCCUAACGACAACGUAGAUAAUUUUUCCUAAUGAUUCGUUUUUUUUUUUUAGACAACUUUAUGUGGUUUUCCAUAAUUAUAUUAAAAGCGUUAUUUAGAAACGAAUCGUCAUGUACGUACUUAAUGAUAGGUUAACUAGUUAAUCAAAAAAAUUUAAAAAAAUUAAAUUAUAUUAAAUUAUAUUAAAUUAAAUUAAAUAUUCAAACACACAUUGAUAGUGUGUACAAAGAUAACUUGGCGUUUAUGACAACAAUUAUUAUUAUUAUAAUAUUGUUUUUAAAACUAAAAAUGAUAUUAUGCAUUUCACAAUUGUUUUUUUUUAUUAAUACACAAUUUAUUGACAUUGUUCCUGUUUUUUUUUUUUUUUUUGUUAAUUUACUAAUUUAUGUAAUGUGAUGUUUAUUUCAAUUCGAAAUAUCGUGAUUAUAGAAAGACGGAAGAGUUUUGACUAAUCAAUGAAAUUUACGUGCAAUCAUGUUACUAAUUUUAUUUAUAUAGCUUGUUUUUUUGGUUUUAUGGAGAUAGUUUUAUUUCUAUUUUAUACCAUUAUAAAAGUACCUAUUUAGUUUAGCUAGAUGUUAUUUUUUGUCACAGUUUUUUUUUUCUUAAUAGAAUUUAAUUUCUUUUACAUGAAUAUAAUAAUUUAUACAAUUUAUUAUAUAUAUAAGCAUAUUUAUAUAUAUUUUUUUUAAUAUGGUAAUAAAUUAAAAUAAUACAAUUGUUAGUUAAAAAUUAAAAGCUAUUAAAUUUUUGUUUUCAAAUAUUUUUAUGUUUGUUAUUAUUUUUCUAUAUUCUUAUAAUAAAAUACUAAACAGUUGGUAUUUUACAUGUAGUUUAUGUUUAUAUGCAUAUAAUAUUUGCUUGAACAAAAAAAUAUGUAAUAAUAAUAAUUUAUUGUUACUACCUUUAAAUAUAAUAGGUAAUGUAAUUUUGAUCUUAAAAGAAUACGAGCUUAACAUAUUAAUUAUCUCUGUCCUUAAUCCAUCCCAUACACACCAUAGUAAGCCCUAUAAAUACAUUUUUUUUUUUUUAAGGCGCCCAGUGCCGAUACCAUUUUGUUCUCAAAAAUACACUCUGUGGGAAUAAUUAUACCGCCUUGUAGAAUCAACCAAAUUUCAUAACUUUUUUUUUAAUUGCUGGAGGGAAAUAUUCUACAGCCCGCAUCGAUCUCUGCUUUUCAAUAUUUUAUUCUCAAACUUUAUAAUAUGUCUAAAUAUAUACAAGAUAAAAAGCAUUUUUUAACACAAUUAUUUGAAAUAAAAUACAAUUUCAGAGAUUGAUGCGGGCUGUAGGAAGUCUUCUUCUUUCAGAUAAAAAGAUAGUCAUCAAAAUCCGACGACUCUACAAAGCUUGAGAGAUAUUCCUGUAAAGUCAUUUUUUUUGAUAUAAUACACCCUAUCAACCUCCCCAAAAUAGGUAUCGGGUAGUAGAUUAGUGGAAAAGUCUUAUAAUUGAGGUGGCAACUAAAAUAUAAAAUUUAAUUUUCAAAUUUUAUAGAAUUGUGGAUAAUUUGAAAAACUGGCACCGGGACCCUAAGUAAAACUUCUUUACGGACGGUAUCAAAAUAGAUGGGUGGUACCUUUACGCUCGGGCAACAGUUUUUUAGUUAUGUGACUAGUUGCAUUUUUUGUAUAGACUCGAACAAUGAUGACUUGAUGCCCUAUGAAUAAACGUUCUUGAAUAAACUAUAUAUUUCUAUUAGUUUUUUCUGUUUAAGAUUCUGGGUAUUUUAGUUUCUACUUUGUAAUGUGUGUUCCUACUAUUUAAUUUCUUCUACAUUUUUUUUUUGGUUCCUGAAAUCGCAUUUGCCUGCAGGCGCCGACACCUCUAUUCAAUUUUUUUUUUAUGAUUUUAACAUAAGCCGAUUUUUUUAAUUAUUGAUAACCUGGUGCCAUACGAAUAAUCCAUCUUUAAUGAACUAAUUUUUUUUUCUUUUUAAGAUUCUGGGCAUUUUAGUUUGUAUUUUGUAAUAUGUAUUCCUACAGUAACAUUUUUUCCACAUUUAUUUUGGUUUUCUAAAAUGCAUUUGCCUUCGGGCGCCAACACCCUCCUUCAAUUUUUUUUUUAGUAAUUUUACUCCAGUUGAAUUUUUCGUAUAUACUUGAACAUUGAUAACUUAGUGCCCUAUGAAUAAUCCUUCUUUCAUGAACUGAAUAUUUCUUUAAGUUUUUCCUGUUUAAGAUUCUGGACGUUUUAGUUUGUACUUUGUAAUGUGUAUUCCUAAAAUACAAUUUUUUCGACAUUUUUUUUUGGUUUUCUAAAACGCAUAUGCCUGAGGGCGCCAACACCUCCCUUCAAAUUGUUUUUAUGAUUUUAACUCUAGCCGAAUUUUUUAAACAUUGAUAACCUGGUGCCAUACGAAUAAUCCUUUUUUAACGAACUAAAUAUUUUGAAUAGUUUUUUCUGAGAUUCUGGACAUUAAAUUUUGAAGUUUGUAAUGUGUAUUCACACAAUAUAAUUAAUUUCAAAUUUUUUUUUUAAUCAUGUUUAAAGACUUAUUUAUAAUUAUAAGAAAACUUUAUUUUUAAAUUUUAGAAUUAAUACUAUCAUAGUUUUCAUAUUUAUCUUAUUUAUAGUUAGAUCGUAAUUUAAGAUUUAUAAAUAUAUGACUAAUUUGUUGUAAUUUAUUGUUAUACCUACUAUUGCAGCAGUUUUUUGUUCAUGCGAAAUAAGAAACUCUUAUUAAGUAAGAAGAAAUAAAUUAUAGUAUAAUAUAAGAUGUAACCGUAGGCAUAUAAAACAAUUAAAAAAUGUUGUGUUUAUGUCUAUGGAUUAACGAAAUUAAUAAUAAUAUCAUUAGUGACCAAAAUAAAUGUAUUAAGAGACGCGUGA